GCGCCAUGCUCGAUCAGUUGCGCCCGCGCCGCCGCCACGAUGCUGCGUCUGACCGUGCUGCUCGUGCUGCUCUCGCGCUCGCGCACCGCAUACGUGACCCCCACCUUCGCAGACCAGCUCGACCGACUCAACGAAAAGCUACAGAAAUUCCAACUGGAAGAAAAGAACCCACACGAAAAACUCUACGAGAAACUAGCCAAACUUAAUGCGCUGAAUCCGAGGGAUUUGAACGAUGAUGAUGAGGAGUUACUGACGGCGAUGCAGAUGUGGGGCAUGCUGGAUCCUGAACAGUUGGAUGGAGUGGUGAAGGAUCUCCAGAGUGUUAGAGAAGAUGAAGAGGCGAGAAGUGAUCGGAUUCUUGAUGAUGAUAGUGAUGGGGACUGGAAUGAUCUGGAAGAAGGCGACGACCCCAUCGACUGGGACCAGUACCAAGACGAAGAGAUGGAGAGCGCCUCCACGGCCCGGCCGGGGGUCGUGACCCCCUCCGCCAUCACCAGGCUGGGACCAGGCUACCGGGAGACCGUCAUAUCCGCCGUCGACCCCAUCGCUGCCACUAAGGAACGGCCUAGGAUACUUGAUGAUUCGACCCUGACGGCGGUGGAGCGUCUGGCGCUGCGCAAAGCCACGUACGCGAACAUAGCGGCCGUGGUGAAGGCGGGCAAGUGCUCGGAGCCGCAGCCGCGCUGGCUCACGGUGCGGCAGCUGGCGCCUGCUGCCAACAUCGUAUACAUGCCACCAUGCGUACAGCUGCAUCGCUGUGCGCCCGACUCCGGCUGCUGCUACGACGAGGCGGAGGUGUGCGCGCCAGUCGCUGGCAAAUACGUCGCGUUGCCCUUCUAUCUGCAAAAAGCAGACGGCAACCGUAGCAUUGCGCGCAUGCUGUUCUUCAACCACACGAGCUGCGCGUGCGUCUCUCGAGACACGCUGCAGACCACUGUGCGCACGAGAAUAGACCAAGAACUACCGAAGCAGAUAGUCCGAGCGUCCGAAGAGUCACAAGAGAGGCAGAACGACUGGCGCGCCGGGACCGAGGAGCCUCAUCUUUCAAGCGCCAGGGAGGACCACACCGCGCCGCCGCAGUUGCGGAGGUGCACCUGCCCCACGUUAUUCCUGGCGCGGCCUCUGAACGACGGCAUCUGUUCCUGCGUGUGCGAGUGGCCCGACGCGACGCGCCGCCGCGACUGUCUGUCGCAAGCGCGCGGCCGCGAGCACUUCAGCAUGCGGGACCGAGUCUGCAUCAUCCACGGCGACUGCAACACUCCAGCUUGCGAGUACGGCGCCUACGAGAAGAGCCUCGGCAAAUGCCCGCAGCGGCGAUACAGGCGGACCCGCUACCACCACAGGGCCAGGGCAACCGAGAGGCCUAGCGAUUAGACUCAAAAUACUGCUGAACAUUGAAUCUUAACACUUUUUAAUGAAUGGGGAUGAUAAAAUACUUAUGACCGCGUUACGCAAUGUUUUCUGGAUUGCUAGCAGUAGGGUAAGGUGGGGCACAAUGUUACAAGGGGUACAAUGUUACAAUGCAUAUUUCUCCGUCCUUUUCUAUAGUUGUAUGAUGUUCAGCGGCUCAGUUCAGCUUCUCAGCUCAGUUCAGCUCUUAUGAGCUUGACAAACGUGUGUGUAUACCAACAUCAUACAACUAAUAGAAAGGGAAGGAGAAAUAUGCAUCGUAACAUUGUACCCCGUGUAACAUUGUGCCCCACCUUACCCUAGACUUGACUUGUGUCCGAAAUUGAAACCUCCUUGAAGGAGGUCUCAGACUGGGGUCGACGCAAUUUGGUCCAAUUUAACCCUACAAAGACACAAGUUUGCGCGUUCACCGCCAAAAAGUUGCCGUUUGUCGUAUCCCGCUGUUUCGAGAGCACUCCCCUAACUGCCUCAGCCAAUAUCGGAAUCCUUGGUGUCGACAUAUCGGGCGAAGUCCAGUUCCGUGGUCAUUUAGAGGGUAAGGCUAAAUUAGCCUCGAAGAAGCUUGGUGUGCUCAAUAGAUCGAGACGGUAUUUCACUCCAGCCCAUCGUCUGCAACUUUACAAGGCGCAGGUUCGGCCUCAUAUGGAAUACUGUUCUCAUCUUUGGGCAGGUGCGCCCCAGUACCAGCUUCUCCCUCUGGACCGCAUUGAACGGAGAGCAGCUCGAAUCGUUGACUGCCAGGACAUUUCGGAUCGGCUUGACCCCUUGGCGCUGCG
Molecule: messenger RNA, 2186 nt
Organism: Ostrinia furnacalis (Asian corn borer)
Lineage: Eukaryota; Metazoa; Arthropoda; Insecta; Lepidoptera; Crambidae
Product: PDGF- and VEGF-related factor 3
Exons: 7
Coding region: 40-1374 (444 amino acids)
Biological process (GO): hemocyte migration
Cellular component (GO): membrane
Molecular function (GO): growth factor activity
Source: RefSeq, a predicted model, not a curated record